UCACGCCUUUCGCUCUCAACCUCUCUCCCUCCCUCCCUCCUAUGUAAAACCCUCCUUCCGCACCAAAAUUCCUCUUCGUUCCCACGGAUUCUUCCCCAUCGUCACGCUCCAACCGCCGUCUUUCCCGCCAAAUUUAUUGUCGAACUAUGCCUCCGUCCUCCGACCCCGCCGUCCCCACCGUCACACCAGUCACCAUAUCCUACUCCGAGCUCCAAGACAGGGACAAAGAUUUGUCAGUGAAGAUUGAAGAAGGAUUUGGACCAAAUGGGUUGGGAAUCCUAUCAAUCACUCAAGUUCCGGGAUAUUCCCUUGCGCGGAAUCUUCUAGGCUUGUCACCUAGAUUAGCCAAUCUGCCCGAAGAGGUGAAGAAGGAACUUGAAGAUCCUCAUAGUAGGUACAAUUUUGGAUGGAGUCAUGGAAAAGAGAAGCUGGAAUCUGGAAAGCCUGAUACGUUAAAAGGCUCGUUUUAUGCAAAUCCAAUAUUGGAUAGCCCUACAACAGAUGAAUCUCUAAUUCAAAGGUAUCCAUCAUACUGUGUUCAAAUAUAUGGCCCCAAUAGUGAAUUGCCAGAACUAGAAGUCGCCUUCAAAGCUCUUGGAAAGCUGAUCCUUGGAGUUGGGCUUAUGGUUGCAUAUCACUGUGACAGAUACGUGUCAAAAGCAAUCAAAAUGCGUGAGGAUGAAGGCCUUGAACAAAUACUGUUUCGAUCUCGCUGUCAUAAAGGGCGUCUACUUUAUUAUUUUCCAACAAAAGAAAGUAAUCCUACUGAAGAUAAUAGAGACAUGUCUUCUUGGUGUGGAUGGCAUACAGACCAUGGUUCACUGACAGGUCUGACCUGUGCCAUGUUUACGCGAGAUGCUGCUGAAAUACCUUGCCCUGACAGUGGUGCUGGCCUUUAUAUUAGGACACGAACUGAUCAGAUUGUCAAAGUCGUUUUUGGAGAAGAUGCAAUAGCAUACCAAAUUGGCGAAACCACUGAAGUUCUGUCAAGAGGCUAUCUUUGUGCAACGCCUCAUUGUGUCCGGGCACCCAAGGGAGCGGAGGCUUCUGGCCUUGAUCGUUCAACAUUUGCCUUAUUCAUGCAACCAGACUGGGACGAAAAGCUUAAUUUUCCGGAGGAGGUUCAUAUCCAUAAAGAGUUAAUUCCACCAAACGGUGCUCUUACCUUCGGAGAGUACACAGAGAAGCUCCUUGACAAAUACUACCACCUGAAAACAUAAACGCCGGCGUAUUUUUCGUCGAAGAAUGAUGAUGUAUAGGGACUGCAUCACUGUAGUUGGUAAUCUAGUACCUAAACUAAACUGAUGGAAGUGUCUCCAAUUGCAAGAUUAAUUUCUUGUUGGCAGAUCACUUCUAUCAAGUUCUUACUCUAAAGUACAUGUUCAAAGUUCAAUUACCAUAACCACACAAUUAGGAGAGAUAAAGCGUUUGCAUAGUCUACCUUUCUUCUGC
Molecule: messenger RNA, 1452 nt
Organism: Malus domestica (apple)
Lineage: Eukaryota; Viridiplantae; Streptophyta; Magnoliopsida; Rosales; Rosaceae
Source: RefSeq, a predicted model, not a curated record